Molecule: messenger RNA, 702 nt
Organism: Phaeoacremonium minimum UCRPA7
Lineage: Eukaryota; Fungi; Ascomycota; Sordariomycetes; Togniniales; Togniniaceae
Product: putative mas3 protein
Exons: 2
Coding region: 1-702 (233 amino acids)
Source: RefSeq, a predicted model, not a curated record
AUGUCGUCUUUCAAAUCCAUCUUCACCCUUUCACUUCUGCUGGCUGCUGACCUUGUGUCUGGCCAUGCGGCUAUUGUCAAUGCUGUUGGCGAUGCCGGUGGUUCUGGCAUGGCUCUCGGUAUCGAUACAUCCACUCCACGGGACGGUACACGUCGCAAUCCUUUUCAACAAGACGCCACCCGCUUCAAGGGAGAUGCCGCCGAUACAGUCGGAGAGACCCUAGCAGGUGGUGAUAACGAUGUUGAAGCCGGCACUUCAGCCAUCUUGGCCGAGACAGGUGAUGAGCUUCCUCAGGUGACUGCAGGCGGUGAAAUCACAAUGACUCUUCACCAAGUUAACGCUGACGGAGGCGGCCCAUACACUUGCGCAAUCAACGAUGACGGCACCGCGCAAACCUGGCAAAACCUCCAGGUUACAACUACUCCCCCGGGCGAGGACUCUCGCUUUAGGGACGGAGCCGCAACUGACUUUCCCAUGGUUGCCGCAAUCCCAGCUGAUCAGACAUGCACCGGGACCGUCGCCGGUCAAGACAACGUCUGUCUCGUGCGAUGCCAAAAUGACGCCAGGGCCGGUCCAUUUGGUGGAGUUGUCCCUGUUCAGCUGGCCGAUGGAGCUACUGCUGGCAACGCAACUGUUGCCCGCCGCAAGUUCGCUCGUAGCAUGACGAGAUCCAAGAGGGCAAGAUUUGGUUCUCACUUCUGA